Ascochyta rabiei is the source of this 3840-nucleotide messenger RNA. RefSeq names its product ABC-type xenobiotic transporter. The record is from RefSeq and is a predicted model, not a curated record. Lineage: Eukaryota; Fungi; Ascomycota; Dothideomycetes; Pleosporales; Didymellaceae. The transcript has 5 exons. Gene Ontology annotation, molecular function: ABC-type transporter activity; ATP hydrolysis activity; ATP binding. Bases 1 to 3840 code for a protein of 1279 amino acids. Gene Ontology annotation, biological process: transmembrane transport. Gene Ontology annotation, cellular component: membrane.
AUGACCGCGCCCAAUGAGCGAGCGAUAGCUGAAAAUGUUGUCCCCAACAAAGUCGACACAGAGAAGAAAUCUGCGGGCGACGAAAAGUUGAACGAAGCGUCGAAAGACGGCUUAAUCACAGAAGACAAGGAAGGAAGCUUGAAAGACUACUUCCGUAUAUUCACGUAUGCUAGCACCAGCGAUCGAAUUCUGUAUACUGCUGGGUUUGCAGGUGCUAUCGCCGUCGGCGCUGCCCUACCAUUAAUGACUUUGAUUUUCGGCAAAUCUACUGCGGAGUUCAACCAGCAGGCCACAAGUCAGGACAGCUCAAAUUUUACGAAAAACAUUAACAGUCUUGUCCUCUAUUUCAUAUACUUGUUUGUUGCUCGCUUUGUCAUCGGCUAUCUGAGUACUUUGUGCAUUUGCAUCGCCGCGGCCAGAACGACAUGCGCCUUACGAGAGGAUUUCCUAGACAAGCUGCUACGACAAGACGUAGCGCAUUUCGACAAAGAAGGUAGCGGAUCUGCUGCGACCCAGGUAACCACAAAUGGCAACAGAAUCAACCAAGGCAUCGCCGAAAAAUUGUAUACGUGCAUUCAAGGCAUGUCACUGUUUUUCUCUGGCUUCAUUGUAGCGCUGGCCGUUCAAUGGAAGCUUGCUCUGAUUGUGAUGAGCAUAAUACCUGCUAUUUUCCUGAUCACUGGAGUGUGUAUCGGCCUUGAUGCCCCAAUUGAAGCUAAAGUGACCAAGAUCUACUCUCAAGCUGGUACAUUAGCUCAAGAUGCAAUCAGCUCGAUCCGGACUAUUCAUGCCUUCGGGGCGCACGAGAAAAUCGUCGCGAAUUACGAAACCUACCUGCAGAGAGCGCACAAAGAAGGCAACAAGAAGUCUGUCAUCUACGGAGUUCUGUUCUCUGGACAGACUUUCCUGGUCAUGUCUGGUACUGCCUUGGCCUUCUGGCAGGGCUUCCGGAUGUUUCAAAGUAGAGAAAUUGGCGACGUGGGCACAGUAUUCACCGUUGUGCUGAGCGUCGUUCUUGGUGCUACUGCAACCCUUCUCAUUUUCCCACAGUUUCAGGCCAUCACAAAUGCUUCGUCAGCUGCUGGCGAGCUGUUUUCAAUCAUUGACAGUCCACCUACGCUCGAUCCAUUGUCAACCGAGGGUUUACAGCCCUCCAGCUGCACUGGAGAAAUCGUCGUUAAUGAUCUCCGCUUCGCUUAUCCUGCCCGACCGAGCGCCCAAGUUUUACAGAGCCUGAGCUUAUCUAUACCAGCUGGAAAGACAACAGCCCUAGUUGGACCUAGUGGCUGUGGAAAAUCGACUUUGGUGGGUCUACUCGAGCGAUGGUAUCAGCCCACAUCCGGUCAGAUCUUUCUCGAUGGUCUUGAUAUUGCGGAGUACAACACAAAGUGGUUGCGAAGCAAUAUUCGCCUUAUACAACAAGAGCCCACCCUGUUUCAAGGAACGAUCUACGAGAACAUUUCCAAAGGUCUGAUUGGGGCCCAAAAACAUCUAUCAGAAGAAGAAAAGAUGGAAAUUAUCCAAGAAGCCUGUAAGACCAGCAAUGCGCAUGACUUCAUCGAGGCAAUGCCGGAAGGCUAUCACACGCAAGUCGGCGAGAGAGCAAGCAUGCUCAGUGGUGGUCAACGACAGCGUAUUGCUAUCGCUCGAAGUAUCGUAUCGAACCCCAAGAUUCUGCUAUUUGAUGAAGCGACCAGCGCGUUAGAUCCCCGCUCAGAGAAGGUCGUACAGAGCGCACUGAAUCGUGCUUCAGUAAACAAAACCACUUUGAUCAUCGCUCACAAGCUUGCUACUGUUAUGGCGGCCGACAAUAUCGUUGUCAUGAAGGAUGGCCAGAUCCACGAGCAAGGCACACACUAUAAACUUAUUGAGAGUGAUGGUCUCUAUGCCGCGAUGGUACGUGCGCAAGACCUUGGUACAAAAGUCAAUGACCAAGAUACCCAAGAUGAGCUAUUGAAAACUGCAUAUCUUGAGGAGGAUCUGGCCCCCAAAGCCACAUUUCAAAGAACGCGAUCUCACAAAGACACGACUGAGCUCGAACGCGAAGUGGAACAACUCGCUGCCGGCACUCUUGGCUAUUCUCUUACCAGAUGCAUCUGGAUAAUGCUGAAGGAAAACAAAGAUGUCUACUACUGGUAUGCUGCCACGAUUGCUGGAGGGGUCAUCGGGGGCGGCACCUACCCAGCACAAGCCAUCAUCUUUUCCCGUCUUGUUCGAGUGUUCACGUUACAAGGAUCCGAAGCACAGGACCAAGCCAACUUCUGGGCGUUGAUGUUCUUCGUUUUGGCGCUGGCCAACCUCUUCGCGUACUUUACCAUUGGACUUGCAUGCAAUAACAUCGGACAAACUUUGACACACCGAUAUCGCAGAGAGAUGAUCGAGCGUAUCAUCAGCUUUGAUCAAGACUUCUUCGACCGCCCAGAAAACUCAUCUGGUUCAUUGACCUCAAAGCUGUCAUCCGCGCCUACAGCGCUACAAGAGCUCAUGUCUGCGAAUCUAGGUCUUAUGUUCAACAUCUUAGUCAACAUCACUGCCAGUAGUGCGCUGGGCAUAGCUUACGGAUGGAAGCUUGGAAUCACUCUUGUGUUUGGAGGACUGACCAUCAUUGUGGCUGCCGGAUACUAUCGAAUUCGACUCGACCAGAAACUCGAAGCUAGUACAGAAGAACAUUUUUCAGGUAGUGCUGGACUAGCGACUGAGGCCGUCACCUCCAUCCGAACAGUCAGUAUGCUUACACUCGAAACGUCUAUCAUACGUCGAUACAGCCACAUACUUCGCAUCAUCACGAACAAAGUCGUCAGGAAUCUUAUCUUUACGCUCAUUCCAUAUGCACUCUCACAAUCUGCAGACUUUUUAGUUAUGGCACUCGGCUUCUGGUAUGGAUCACAGCUUAUCGCAAAGGGCGAGUACGACACAACGCAAUUCUUUGUUAUCUUCAUAGCUAUUGUCUUCGGCGGCCAGGGCGUUGCACAAUCCUUUAUGUACUCGACAUCGAUCACAAAAGCGAAAGGAAGUGCCAACUAUAUCCUGUGGUUGCGUUCUAUCAAACCUACUAUUCGAGAAUCCAACGAGACAAAUGGUAAAGGCCCGUCCUCAGAUGGAAUCAUAGCAAUGGAGGAAGUCGAGUUCAGAUACAAGCAGCGUAACACGUCUAGGGUGCUGAGGGGAAUCUCUAUGAAGAUCAAGCCUGGCACAUUCGCCGCCUUCGUUGGCCCGUCAGGCUGUGGCAAGAGUACGGUCGUCUCCCUGCUGCUUCGCUUUUACGACCCAAUAUCCGGCCGCAUUACAAUGAACGAUCAGGACAUAUCCCUCAUGUCUCCCCAACUCUAUCGACGCUACAUGUCUCUUGUCCAGCAAGAGCCACCGUUGUACCUUGGCUCUGUGCGCGAAAACAUAUCCCUCGGUCUCGAACAUGAGCCUUCUGACGCAGAAGUUCAGGAAGCAUGUCGUCAAGCCAACGCCUUAGAGUUUGUGACUUCGUUACCUGAAGGCUUCAACACACCUUGUGGAUCAAAAGGCCUGCAAUUUUCUGGCGGGCAGAGGCAGCGCAUUGCAAUUGCUAGAGCACUGAUACGCGAGCCAAGAUUGUUGCUGUUAGAUGAGGCCACGUCGGCAUUAGACACGCAGAGCGAAAGAAUUGUGCAGAAAGCGCUGGAUGAGGCCGCGAUGACGCGGACGACUAUCGCUGUCGCACAUAGGUUGAGCACAAUUCGGCAUGCUGAUAUCAUCUUUGUUAUGGAAGACGGGAUAAUCGCGGAAAUGGGCACACACGAGGAAUUGCAAGAACUAAGAGGAAGGUACUUUGCUACUUGUCUUGCACAGUCGCUUGAUCAGGCAUGA